Molecule: messenger RNA, 2430 nt
Organism: Dermacentor andersoni
Lineage: Eukaryota; Metazoa; Arthropoda; Arachnida; Ixodida; Ixodidae
Product: monocarboxylate transporter 12-like
Biological process (GO): transmembrane transport
Molecular function (GO): monocarboxylic acid transmembrane transporter activity
Source: RefSeq, a predicted model, not a curated record
AGCGGGCGGCGAGCUACACGCUUGAAACCUGGGAUCGCGAUGGGUGUCUCGCGCGGAUGGCUGGUCGUAGCGGCAGCCUCCGUUAUCAAUGUAUUCUCUCUUGCCGUGAUGCGGUCAGGCGCCAUAAUUUACGUUGGGAUUGCGAGCACAUUCGGAGUGUCCCGGGAAGACGCCGCCUGGCCGGUCUGCCUCGCUACCGUUUUCAACUUGGCGGCAGGUCCCAUCACUGGAACCCUAGCCCAGCACUUUCAGAUAUCGACACUCCUGGUUGUAGGCUGCUUUCUAGCUUCCCUUCCGGUCUGCGCCAGCUACUUCGCCAACGGGGUGCCCUUCCUCAUCGUAAGCCUGGGGAUCUUGCAUGGGUGCGGUUUGUCCCUGCUAACGUUGGGAUAUGCUGCCGUCAACCAGAGCGUCACCAAGAAUAAGGCGCUCGCAUCGGGCAUCACCAUCGGAGGCUCUGUGGUCGGUGGCAUUAUCUUCCCGCCUGUCAUGCAGUUCCUUUUUGAUGAGUACGGGACAAAAGGUGGCCUCCUUGUCUUCGGCGCCAUCAUGCUCAACUCUACGGCAGCAGCGCUCUUCACGAGGCCGUCUUGGCGACGGGACGUCGUACCACGGGACUUGGAAAAAAGCACGCAAAUUCCCACAACUACGCACCUCUCCGAGGUCGCGAACACAGGCAUUUAUGAGGCCAACGGUGAUGCCCAAGGACUGGGAGAUAACGUGCUCAACUACUGUGAUAGCAACUCGUUGAGUAGCUGCAACGGGACAGCGGGUCUCAAUGCGCCUCUGAAUAACAGUGCAUGUAAAAAGAUAUCUACGUGUGAAAGAGUUGUCGUUGCCGCGGUUAAGCCUCUACGCGGCCAGGCUCAGCGACCUCCACCGAACACUUGGGCGAAGUGGCUCUCCUUCUUGAAGAAUCCGAGGUUCUACCUCGUCGCUUAUACGUUGGGUCAGAUCUGGUACUUAAACACGACGCUUCUCACGGUAGUGGUGGACUUCGCGGUGGAGCGUGGGAUCCCCAAGUGGGACGCCGUCUCGCUUGUCACGUUCAUAACCGCGCCCGAUCUUGUGUCGAGAUUCGUGUCGGGGCCCAUAACCGACAAAGGUCUUCUGAGGAAGAGCGCUAUGAUGGUCCUGUGCCUAACAGCGAACGGCAUCGCUCAUCUACUUAUGCCGUUUUUUGACUCGUACCCUGCUCUGGCGGCGCUCUCGGCGCUCUCCGGGUCGUGCAACGGCGUCGCUGUGACGCACAUUUUCGUUCUGUGCGGGGAGCUCGUCGAUCCGGUGACCUUCGGCCUGUGCAUGGGCGCUGCAAAUUUCGGGGCUGCGUUUGCGCUGCUCGAGAGGCCACUCAUGAUCGGAUAUUGCCGGGACAAGCUCGGAAGCUACGACGGUCUGUUUUAUUUCAGUACGGGCGUAGCCUGGAGCAGCGCAAUCCUCUGGCUCAUUGCAUACUUCCACGAGAGGCGAACCACGAAGAAAAAAAUUACGCCGAAAGCAACCGAAUGCAAGUGGUGAUGCUAUUCUCCAGGAGAGAAAAAAUGUAGAAACGCCGCAGUGCUUCUUCUUUUUCAGACGUGAUAGACGAGAAAGACCUGUGAGAAAAGGCCAGCCAACUCGAAAACGUUACCCCAGAAAAAGCACAAAAGAUGAGAUAAUGAAAUUACGCCGUCACGUGGGUACAUACACGAUCUAGUAAACGGAAUGCUGUCCGCUUAUCUGACUGUCCUACGUCUCUGAGAAACUCAGCUGGCCGUCUGGCUUCCGCGCUAGUGCUCAUAAUGUCACGCUUGCGCACGCUCAACUCGCCUUCAAUUUUCUGGUAUAUGCCACUAAAAUGAAUGAAAUCCGCCCAUUGUGCAAGAAAAAAACACAUGAGCAAACCUCCGUCUUUUCGUAGAGUCGACCGAUACUCUAACCUACGAUAGCACGCCUGCUCCUCUCUCGCCAAAGUCGCUCUUCGAAACGUCUCGAGCGUGCGGAUCACAUGGCACUUUCUUUUGUUUUUCCGUCGCGACAGCUCAGGCUUUGAGACGUUGACGCAGGUGUUACGGCAGAGGAACGCGCCACCUUCUGUCUAAAGCCUGCCCAUAAUGCAGGUAACAAGUAGCACUUAUAGCGCAACAUUGCCGGCAAGCCAGCAGGCACAGUCGUCGGUCCUUGAAAUAUGAUUCUUACGGGUCAACUGCGUAAGCCUGUUCAUACAAGUAUGACGGAAAACUCCAAAAUAGUCGAUUAUUUUCGCUUACUUUGAAUAAUUUACUCGUAGAUUAGCUUCGGGCACGCAAUUUUAUUUGAGAAGGCGCUUUGGCUGCGGAGUCCCGUUGCAGCAUUCAAAACAAUACGAAUACACUAGGCGCACCUUGCACCUGGCAGCGAAUUGAUAACAGUGGCAAUAUGACGAAGAACAGUACCCGUCGAAAAGCUCCA